Pogonomyrmex barbatus (red harvester ant) is the source of this 1939-nucleotide messenger RNA. RefSeq names its product serine/threonine-protein kinase 32A. Gene Ontology annotation, molecular function: ATP binding; G protein-coupled receptor kinase activity; G protein-coupled receptor binding. The record is from RefSeq and is a predicted model, not a curated record. Lineage: Eukaryota; Metazoa; Arthropoda; Insecta; Hymenoptera; Formicidae. Gene Ontology annotation, biological process: G protein-coupled receptor signaling pathway; protein phosphorylation; regulation of signal transduction.
UGCACCGAGUCGGAGCCGACUCUGCGGAGAAACGCGUUCGCUCGUCCGCGGCACUCGUGCGCCGACCACGACCGCGGCACACUCGGAGGUACUCCUCUUCGUCUCGCGAGGAUCCACCUUGGAACGCGCGCGCGCGGCGCAGCUUCCGCGCGACCGGGAGAGAUUUCUCUCUCCCCGUCUCUCUUUCUCUCUCGCUGUGCACCAGAUGUAUCCGGUAUGCUUGAAAAAUCUCUCCUCUCGGCGAGGCUCGUACCUUGGCUGAAACAAUCUCGACCGACGCGAGAGAAAUGUUUUUAGUGUUGUAAUCGUGUCGUGACAUCGGGGAUCGAAGCUAAAAGUCGUUCGAUGCUGGAGGAAACUUUGGGAUCAGUCAUCGAGUUGCCGCCGUCGUCGUCGUCGUCGUCGUCACCACGUCGCAAGUAAGACACGCCGUGCAGUGACGAGCCGCGAGGAAGUGGCUCGCAUUGUCGCCCCGAGGGAUCGUCGACGGCGCAUUUAAUUAUCCCGAGCGUUAGCACGAUCCGUUAAUUAAGCCGCUCGAAUCAGGAGCAACGCGGGAGCUGCUAAUUAACGCCCGUGUCAUCCUCGUCGCACCCCGGCUACGGGACACGUCGCCCUCGAUCGGCGAUCAUCAGCAACCAAUUUAACGAGAGACCAUUUGGCGCACGUAACGGCCACACACGACUUUUCUCUCCUUCUCUCGAAUCCAUUUCUUGCCACUUUGAAGGAGGAUGACGCGUCGAUAAUCGCGCGAUAAAGGCGGAGUCGCGCGACGAGACGUCGCGACGAGACGCCGUAACAAUGCGGAAAUAUGAGAUUUCCCGCGCCGACCGGAUCUCAUCAUCGUCCUCGUCGUCUUUGUCGGCUCGAGUGCGCUCGCACCGAUGCGACUUACGUCGGUUGCCGACGCGAACGUCCGACGUCCAUUGAGGAAAAAUGGGUGCCAAUCAAUCGACUCGGAGCGCGCCCACCCCCGGAGAGGAAGGUCUGCAUCGUACAAAAACGUGACAGUACCGGCAAUAUGUACGCCAUGAAAUACGUACAUAAAAACGAAUGUGCAGAACGAGGCGCCCUGAAGAAUGUGGCGAGAGAAGUGGAGAUCCUGUCGAAGCUGGAACAUCCCUGUCUAGUGAAUUUAUGGUUCAGCUUCCAAGACGAGGAGGAUCUCUUCAUGGUGUCGGAUCUGCUUCUGGGCGGCGACCUGAGAUACCACAUCCAACAAGAGCAGGUCGCGUUCGGCGAGGAGAGCGUCGUGCUGUUCGUGGCCGAGAUCGCUCUGGCGCUCGAUUACCUGCAGACCAAUAGAAUUAUUCAUCGGGACAUCAAGCCGGACAACAUACUGCUGGACGAGGAGGGCCACGCCCAUGUGACAGACUUCAACAUAGCGACUGUACUCGAAGACGGGCAGUUGGCAACUUCGAUGUCUGGUACAAAACCAUAUAUAGCCCCGGAGAUUUACAUGUGCUCAUGCGAGGAAUACGGUGUUCUUGGCUAUGGAUUCGCCGUGGAUUGGUGGAGUCUGGGAAUCCUCGCUUGGGAAACUUUAGCUAUGGAGAGACCGUAUCCGCUUCACUCCACAACAUCCAAUAGAGAGGCUCUGAGGAUCUUGCAGGACGAAAGAUCGAUGCCCUCGCAUUGGAGUCCGUCGAUACGCGAUCUCUUGGAUCGUCUGUUAACUCUCGCGCCGAGCGCUCGAGUAUCGUGCUUGAAAGAACUGAAGCAGGUGAGCGCGAUGAGAGACCUGGACUUCGACAAAGUGCUGAACAAGCAGAUAAAGCCGCGCUUCACCCCGCCGAAGGAUCAUUUGAAUUGCGAUCCCACCUUCGAGCUCGAGGAAAUGAUAAUCGAGACGAAACCCCUGCAUAAGAAGAAGAAACGCCUGGCUAAACAGAGGUCGGUCGCUUUCACGUAAACAUCUCUCUGUCUUCCUCUUUCUUGA